AUGGGAAAGCCGAAGAAAGGAGGCAAAAAGAAAGACGUGGAUUGGGAGGACGAUGUUUUGAAUGAUCUUGAGUCAUUGAAAGAUGGUGAACCAGACAAAGAAAAUGCUACAAGUGAAUCUAAGGGUGGUGGCGGAAGAUUUCAAGGUCUUGAUAUCGAAGAUGAUGGCCCACCAGAAAAUGAUGAUGAUGACGACUUAGCGAAAACGGUUACAAAUACAAAGAAGAACAAGACAGACAAGAAAAAGAAACAAGCUGAAACUGCUUCAGAAACAACAGAAACAGUUGAAACUGAUAGAACUGCUGCCAAUAAUGAUCACAAAAAUGGAGAUAAUGCCUUAGAAACAAAUGAUAAUAAUGCUUUAGAUGAACCUCAUGUCUCAACUGCAAAAAAAUCCAAAAAGAAGAAGAAAGAUAAGAAAGAUUUUGACUUUGAUUUUGAGGAUGACUCUGGAGAUGAAAAAGUAAAGCCAGCUAAAACGCCAGACAGUGCAGCAAAGAAACUUGAAGAAGUGCCAGAUGAAUCAGAUACUAUAAUCAAAACAGCGGCACAGAAACGUGCUGAAAAGAAAGAGAGGGAAAAAAAGAAAAAAGAAGCUGAGAAAGCCAAGGCAAAAUCUAAAGUUAAGAAGGAUGAAAACGAAAUAGACACCAAGGUAGAUGACAAGACAGAAGGAGCAUCAAAUAUUGAUACAGAAUUACCUGCAGAUAAAGAACAAGAGGAUGUUGUGGCACCAAGCCUAUCAGGAGAUGUAGGUGACGUUGAUGCUGACAAGCCUGCUGCAGAUAACCUUGAUGGCAAAGGUGAAGAACAGGAUGUGAAACAGAUGCAGCAGCAACUUGAACAGCUGAAGCUAGAAGAAGAAAGAAGGAGGCAAGAAGAGGAAGAAAAACAGAGAGCUUUAGAGGAGGCAGAGAACAGGAGACUUGAGAAGCUUGUCUUUGCAACUCUCAGGGAGGACGAUGUUUUGAAUGAUCUUGAGUCAUUGAAAGAUGGUGAACCAGACAAAGAAAAUGCUACAAGUGAAUCUAAGGGUGGUGGCGGAAGAUUUCAAGGUCUUGAUAUCGAAGAUGAUGGCCCACCAGAAAAUGAUGAUGAUGACGACUUAGCGAAAACGGUUACAAAUACAAAGAAGAACAAGACAGACAAGAAAAAGAAACAAGCUGAAACUGCUUCAGAAACAACAGAAACAGUUGAAACUGAUAGAACUGCUGCCAAUAAUGAUCACAAAAAUGGAGAUAAUGCCUUAGAAACAAAUGAUAAUAAUGCUUUAGAUGAACCUCAUGUCUCAACUGCAAAAAAAUCCAAAAAGAAGAAGAAAGACAAGAAAGAUUUUGACUUUGAUUUUGAGGAUGACUCUGGAGAUGAAAAAGUAAAGCCAGCUAAAACGCCAGACAGUGCAGCAAAGAAACUUGAAGAAGUGCCAGAUGAAUCAGAUACUAUAAUCAAAACAGCGGCACAGAAACGUGCUGAAAAGAAAGAGAGGGAAAAAAAGAAAAAAGAAGCUGAGAAAGCAAAGGCAAAAUCUAAAGUUAAGAAGGAUGAAAACAAAAUAGACACCAAGGUAGAUGACAAGACAGAAGGAGCAUCAAAUAUUGAUACAGAAUUACCAGCAGAUAAAGAACAAGAGGAUGUUGAGGCACCAAGCCUAUCAGGAGAUGUAGGUGACGUUGAUGCUGACAAGCCUGCUGCAGAUAACCUUGAUGGCAAAGGUGAAGAACAGGAUGGUGAGGAGGAUGGAGAAGACAAAGACAAAGAAAAAAAGAAAAAGAAGAAGAAGAAAAAGGGAGAGAAAGAAGAGAAGAAGGUCAAGAAACCCAAUAAAGCUUUAGUGAAACAGAUGCAGCAGCAACUUGAACAGCUGAAGCUAGAAGAAGAAAGAAGGAGGCAAGAAGAGGAAGAAAAACAGAGAGCUUUAGAGGAGGCAGAGAACAGGAGACUUGAGAAGUUGAGACUUGAACAGGAAAGAAAGGAGAAGAAAAAGCAGAAAGAAAAGGAAAGGAAAGAGAGACUUAAGAAGGAAGGGAAGUUCCUCACCAAGACUCAAAAGCAACAGAGAGCACAGGCUCAAGCAAUGUUGGAUUCUAUGAAAAAGCAAGGUUUGAUAGACAUCCCUGCACUUAAUCAGCAAGAACAAGAUGGAGUAAGAAGGCCAGUCAGAUAUGGUACCAAGAAACCCAAGAAACAACAACAACAGCAACAACAACAACAACAACAAGAUCAGGAAGAAACUGAGCAACCAGAUGGUUCUACUGAAGAUCAAGUCACUACUUCUGAAGGCACAAUUGCUGAAGAAGAUGAUAAGAAAUCUGAUGAUCAGCAGGACACUGACAAUGUAGAAACUGAAGAACAAGAGGAGGACAAGGAUGACGAGGCUGAAGAAGAGGAUGAGGUCAAGGACUCUUGGGACGUUGAUUCUGAUGAAGAACUUGAAGAUAAAACAACUGUUAAAGGUUCUGAUGCUAAAACACCAGCUACAGUUAAGGUGGAAGUCAAACCGUCUGCAGAAGUGGCUGCAGAAAGUGAAGAAGACUCAGAGGAGAGUGAGGAAAGUGAAGAGGACACUGAUUCAGAUGACGAGGAGGAAGAGAGUGACAGUGACGAGGAGUCUGAUGACGAGGACACCAAAACAGAAACUGUGUGGGAAAGAAUUGAGGAAAGGAAAGAGAGACUUAAGAAGGAAGGGAAGUUCCUCACCAAGACUCAAAAGCAACAGAGAGCACAGGCUCAAGCAAUGUUGGAUUCUAUGAAAAAGCAAGUAUCAUUGCCAUUUCUGAAUUUGUCUUGUCUAAUUCAUUUAACAGUCACUACUUCUGAAGGCACAAUUGCUGAAGAAGAUGAUAAGAAAUCUGAUGAUCAGCAGGACACUGACAAUGUAGAAACUGAAGAACAAGAGGAGGACAAGGAUGACGAGGCUGAAGAAGAGGAUGAGGUCAAGGACUCUUGGGACGUUGAUUCUGAUGAAGAACUUGAAGAUAAAACAACUGUUAAAGGUUCUGAUGCUAAAACACCAGCUACAGUUAAGGUGGAAGUCAAACCGUCUGCAGAAGUGGCUGCAGAAAGUGAAGAAGACUCAGAGGAGAGUGAGGAAAGUGAAGAGGACACUGAUUCAGAUGACGAGGAGGAAGAGAGUGACAGUGACGAGGAGUCUGAUGACGAGGACACCAAAACAGAAACUGUGUGGGAAAGAAUUGAGAAAAGACGUGUAAGGGCAGAAGCUAAUCGAAGCACAGACAACCUUCGAUCUCCAGUCAUUUGUGUGUUGGGCCAUGUGGACACUGGAAAAACAAAGAUUUUAGACAAGAUACGUCACACUCAUGUCCAAGAUGGAGAAGCAGGCGGUAUUACUCAGCAGAUUGGUGCUACUAUGGUUCCUGUUGACGCUAUCAGAGAGCAGACCAGGAUGAUCAAAGAUUUUCAAGAUUUUAACAUCAAGCUGCCUGGUCUUCUUAUCAUCGAUACACCUGGACAUGAAUCCUUCAGUAAUUUACGGUCCCGCGGGUCAUCCCUUUGCGACAUGGCUAUCUUGGUGGUGGACAUUAUGCAUGGCUUGGAGCCACAGACUAUCGAGUCACUUAACUUGUUGAAGAAGAGAAAGACUCCUUUUAUAGUGGCACUGAACAAGGUUGACAGACUGUUUGAGUGGAAGCGAGGUCCAAAUUCAGGCAUCUUUGACACGAUCAAAAAACAGAAGAAAAACACUAAACAAGAGUUUGAUGAACGAGUGCAGAUCGUCGUGAAAGAGUUCGCUGAACAGUCCUUGAAUGCAGCUCUUUUCUACAACAAUCCCGAUGCUCGAUCGUAUGUGUCCCUAGUACCCACAUCUGCUCACACCGGAGAUGGAAUGGGUGAUCUGAUCUCACAAGUGGUGCAACUCACUCAAUUAAGACUCGCUCAAAGACUAGCCUUUUCUGAAGAAUUGCAGAGCAUGGUGCUGGAGGUAAGAGCUGAUUCGCUCCGAGCCAUACGGUUUUUGCGAAAAAUUCUUUUAUCAUUGCCAUUUCUGAAUUUGUCUUGUCUAAUUCAUUUAACAGUCACUACUUCUGAAGGCACAAUUGCUGAAGAAGAUGAUAAGAAAUCUGAUGAUCAGCAGGACACUGACAAUGUAGAAACUGAAGAACAAGAGGAGGACAAGGAUGACGAGGCUGAAGAAGAGGAUGAGGUCAAGGACUCUUGGGACGUUGAUUCUGAUGAAGAACUUGAAGAUAAAACAACUGUUAAAGGUUCUGAUGCUAAAACACCAGCUACAGUUAAGGUGGAAGUCAAACCGUCUGCAGAAGUGGCUGCAGAAAGUGAAGAAGACUCAGAGGAGAGUGAGGAAAGUGAAGAGGACACUGAUUCAGAUGACGAGGAGGAAGAGAGUGACAGUGACGAGGAGUCUGAUGACGAGGACACCAAAACAGAAACUGUGUGGGAAAGAAUUGAGAAAAGACGUGUAAGGGCAGAAGCUAAUCGAAGCACAGACAACCUUCGAUCUCCAGUCAUUUGUGUGUUGGGCCAUGUGGACACUGGAAAAACAAAGAUUUUAGACAAGAUACGUCACACUCAUGUCCAAGAUGGAGAAGCAGGCGGUAUUACUCAGCAGAUUGGUGCUACUAUGGUUCCUGUUGACGCUAUCAGAGAGCAGACCAGGAUGAUCAAAGAUUUUCAAGAUUUUAACAUCAAGCUGCCUGGUCUUCUUAUCAUCGAUACACCUGGACAUGAAUCCUUCAGUAAUUUACGGUCCCGCGGGUCAUCCCUUUGCGACAUGGCUAUCUUGGUGGUGGACAUUAUGCAUGGCUUGGAGCCACAGACUAUCGAGUCACUUAACUUGUUGAAGAAGAGAAAGACUCCUUUUAUAGUGGCACUGAACAAGGUUGACAGACUGUUUGAGUGGAAGCGAGGUCCAAAUUCAGGCAUCUUUGACACGAUCAAAAAACAGAAGAAAAACACUAAACAAGAGUUUGAUGAACGAGUGCAGAUCGUCGUGAAAGAGUUCGCUGAACAGUCCUUGAAUGCAGCUCUUUUCUACAACAAUCCCGAUGCUCGAUCGUAUGUGUCCCUAGUACCCACAUCUGCUCACACCGGAGAUGGAAUGGGUGAUCUGAUCUCACAAGUGGUGCAACUCACUCAAUUAAGACUCGCUCAAAGACUAGCCUUUUCUGAAGAAUUGCAGAGCAUGGUGCUGGAGGUCAAGUCACUGCCCGGCCUUGGCACUACAAUUGAUGUGAUCUUGAUCAAUGGUAAGCUGAAGGAAGGGGACACAGUCGUAGUGGCCGGAAUUGAGGGCCCUAUUGUAACGCAGAUUAGGGCCUUACUUACGCCUCAGCCUCUCAAGGAACUAAGGGUCAAGAACCAGUAUAUCAACAACAAAGAGCUUCUUGCUUCCCAGGGGGUCAAAAUUGCUGCUAAGGACCUGGAAAAGGCCCUGGCUGGUAUACCGCUGUUUGUUGCUCAGCAACCAGACGAGGUUGACUACUGGAAGGAAGAAGUGUCGAACUUGCUUCGUGACACGCUUCAGUCCAUCAAGCUGUCAGACCGUGGUGUGUAUGUGCAGGCCUCUACUCUGGGAUCACUGGAAGCCCUGCUUGAAUUCCUGCGAACUUCGAAAAUUCCUUAUUCUGGAGUGAACAUCGGCCCAGUUCACAAGAAGGACAUCAUGAAAUGCUCCACGAUGUUGGAACACGACAGCCAGUUCGCGGUUAUCCUGGCCUUUGACGUGCGGAUAGAGAGAGAGGCACAAGAAAUGGCUGACAGUCUGGGCGUGAAAAUAUUUGCCGCCGACAUCAUCUAUCACUUGUUCGACAAAUUUACAGCUUAUAGAGAGGAACUUAAACAAAAGAAGCGGGAAGAAUUUAAGCACAUUGCAGUGUUUCCGUGCAAGCUACGAAUUCUGCCUCAACACAUCUUCAACUCCCGUGGCCCGAUUGUGGUUGGUGUGAUUGUGGAGGCUGGUGUAGUGAAGGAGGGAACCCCUGUGACAGUUCCGAGCAAGGAGUUUUUAGAUGUCGGGGUUGUUACUGGCAUCGAAGCCAACCACAAGCCGCUCACUGAGGCUCGUAAAGGCAUGGAGGUGUGCGUGAAGAUCGAGUCCCCGCCUGGAGAGGCGCCGAAAAUGUACGGCCGGCAUUUUGAUCACACAGACCUUUUGAUGAGCAAGAUUAGCCGAGAAUCCAUUGACGCUGUAAAGAAUUACUUCAGAGAUGAUUUACAAAAGGCUGACUGGCAGCUCAUGAUUGAACUGAAGAAGAUUUUUGAAAUACUGUAAAUGAACAUACAAGAUGCGCGCAAAGCUCCCGCGAACCAAUUUUAAAUGUAUGGAAUUUCCCCACCGAUAAGGAACAGGCGGGACACCUUGUGUCAUAUGAAGACUUUUAAGGGCUUUACUUCCCCCUGCUCUGUUAGCCCCUCAGUACGAGCGACGCGUGCGGUUUUCGUUGCUCUCUUCGUUUCAUUGUCCUGUUCAAACAAGACAAUGCAAUGAAAUAUUCUCUCCUUAAUUGGCCUAAAAUUGUCCUUUUUGGCGGAGUUUGUGCGUUAAUUACUCGUCCCGGCAGUCUCAGCGCACCCCAUGUCACAAGUUCACCCUGUUCCUUGUUUCAUUCACUAAAAUUUGGCUGCUGUUGACUCGGAUUAAUCUAUUUCUUUCUAAAUCGAAACAAAUAUAUGUUAUAUGUUUUGUAACCUAAAGUGAAUUGAUACUCGAAAAUAAAAGUCCAGGGAAUCUAAAUUCUUGUUUGUCAAUAUGUUGUGCGUAACGCUAAAUUACAUUUUGUCGAUAUGUUAUGCCGUGA
Orbicella faveolata is the source of this 6772-nucleotide messenger RNA. RefSeq names its product eukaryotic translation initiation factor 5B-like. Gene Ontology annotation, cellular component: mitochondrion; cytoplasm. The record is from RefSeq and is a predicted model, not a curated record. Gene Ontology annotation, molecular function: GTP binding; GTPase activity; translation initiation factor activity. NCBI's taxonomy places the organism in Eukaryota, Metazoa, Cnidaria, Anthozoa, Scleractinia, Merulinidae. Gene Ontology annotation, biological process: translational initiation.